Messenger RNA from Thamnophis elegans (Western terrestrial garter snake), 2064 nucleotides. It is a transcript of the gene SHFL, whose product is annotated as shiftless antiviral inhibitor of ribosomal frameshifting. Lineage: Eukaryota; Metazoa; Chordata; Lepidosauria; Squamata; Natricidae. The coding region runs from base 347 to 1270 and encodes 307 amino acids. The transcript is spliced from 9 exons. Gene Ontology annotation, biological process: viral translational frameshifting; innate immune response. The record is from RefSeq and is a predicted model, not a curated record. Gene Ontology annotation, molecular function: sequence-specific mRNA binding; ribosome binding.
AUGCAAAAAUUGCAAACGGCAAGCAAAUAAUGGGGGGAAAAAAAACCUGUUUAUUUGGGGGAGGAGGAGAAAGGGCGGUUUCCGAUUGAAAAGUGACUUUCCGAACCCGGUGGCUACCCAAGCCGCCGCUAGGACGAACGAUCUCGGCGGAAAGAAGAAGGAAGUCCGGGGAAACGAAACAUCCCCUUUGUUUUGAGCGGAUUGAAAGUGAAAGCGGUGGCGGCAGGCUGGGCUGGGCUGGGCUUGGUUUGAUCUGGAGGGCUUCCUGGGCCGCCCUCCGUUGCCCGAGUGGGACGGAGCACCGACCUAAAGCUGGAGAAGGAACCGACCCUCAGCCUUCAGCACCAUGUACCGGAGGGAGAAGCAGGACGAGGUGGAGCUAGAAAAAAGUGUCCGCCGACUACGGGAGAAAUUCCAUGGAAAAGUGAGCAUCGUGGACGCGGUGAUUCUGAUGCGGACGUUCAACAACAAUCAUGACAUCGUCUGCAAGUACAUCAUCCUUGAUAUAAAACAAACAGAAGGUGUAGAGCCAGAAGAUGGAGAGAAGCUCAGCGGUGAUCCGAUAGCAUUGAAAGUAGUGAAUAAACUGAAGAAAGAAGAGGAGCAGAAUAAACAGGACAAGAAGGGCAAGGAUAAUAAGAAAAUUAAGGAGGUUGCUAAACAGCUGAUGCCCUUGACCAUGGAGAACUUACAGAUGUUCAAUAAUGCCGAAAACAAUCGCAUCCCUCCCGUUAACCGCCAGUUUUCCUGCCAACUCUGCGAUCAGAUGUGGUGGCGUAGGGUCCCAGAGAGAAAACAGGUAUCCCGUUGCCACCGAUGUAAGACCCGCUAUGAUCCGGUGCCAUAUGAUAAAAUGUGGGGCACAGCAGAGUUUAAAUGUUUAUCGUGUGGCCAUACUUUCAGGGGAUCAGCUCAGAUGGGGGCACCAUCUCCUUGCUUCCAGUGCCAUACACCUGUACUCCCAAGGUGUAUCCUCCCACCUCGAAAGUUCCAUGGAGGACCUCGAGGCAGACAGCAGCAUUCUUGCUUUGCAGAAGAUUGCUACAACCGAUCAGAGCCUCAUAUUCCUGGAACCUAUUGUGUUCAUCCACAAAGCCGGAUAAGGAAUCGCUUGCCAAAAGUCAUCUGUCCCAGCCUAGUGCACGAUAGCACUGGUUCCACAGUAGCCACUUGCAUAAGCCAAGGCAGCCUAUGUGUGGACAUUGACGACCUCAUCUUAGAGGAUCUGAAGGAACAGGAUGAGGAGAACGACAGCGAGGGCAGCAAUUAGCCAUCUGCAGGCUUGAGAUGCCAGCCAUCUUGCGAGAGAUGGACAGAAGGUUGCAAAUAAGGGGAAAUGGUAUUUGUAUGGGAUCUUAUUUUACAUUCUCCGGAGUUCUGUCCCUUUCUGUUUUAAUCAUGGAAAGCAAUUUGUUCGAGUCCAACUUUCAACUGGGGAAGCUUCGUCAUCACCAUUAAGCUCAUAGAGGUGCACUUUAUGCGACCAAAGUAUUAAAGAUCAUGGAAUUGGAACUGGGGGAUCCAUGUGGCAAGCAAUAACCCAAUAGAUGAAAAGAAUAAUUCUCAUUGUGAUAUAUUUUAAUUCUUGAAAUAUGAAACCAAACGAUCAAAUAUUUUUCUUAAUUAAAAAGGACAAGCAACCACCCUUCAAAGUACUUGCACAAUAAUAAUAAUAAUAAUGCUAUUGAAGUAUAACUUAUACCAUAUAUAAACCAUUUUUCUCUGUAAAUAUUAGAGCAGGACCGUCAAAUUUGCGGCUGGCGGGCCAAAUGCGUCACAUGCUGGCCACGUCCACGCCAGGUUUAGCAGAGGGGGGGGGGGAAAGUCCCAAUACAUCACGUGGCAACGUGAGAAUUAUCCUUUUUAAAGGGCAUGAGAGUGGGGAGGGAACCUAAUAUAUACAAUGCCUUACAAUUGAGAGCAUACUUCCUGAUUUUAAAAUUGAAAGCGUUAGUAUGUCUCCUUCUGUACUGAUCUUUUUUUUUAAAUCAGUGAUGAAUGCACAUAACAAAUUGCAAUGUAUCUUUUGUUGCCCUGGUAUAUUAAAAUGCAAAUUAAAAUAUU